CGGUGCGGCACGGUUUGAAGAGCUCCGGAGAUACUGGGAGGCGCUAGCAGAGGCUGAAGCGGAGGCGGCCCAAGCAGCCGAAACAGCCGAGGAGGAGCGUCUAGCCCUGGAGGCCCAAGCCGAGGAGAUGCGCCGCGUGUUGCAGCAGGCCCAGGACGUGAAGGCCACGGAGUCACAGCGACUCGCGAGCCUCAAGGCCGAGCGAGCGGCCCUGCAGGCAGCAGCGCAGGAGGCCGCAGCGGAACGUGAUGCGGCAUUGGUGCGGGUUCGGGAGCUGGAGCGGCGGGUUUCGGAGCUGACUACGGCAAUUGAGGCGGCGAUUGCGGAGCGCGUCAGGCUGGAUGUGCUGCUUGUGGAUAUGCGGGGGCAGCUGGAGGACGCGGCUCACGAGCGGGCUGGGCUUGAGGAGCAGGUGGGUGAGCUGAUGCGCGAACGCGACGCGGAGGGCGCGGAGCGGGCCCGUCUGGCGGGCUGGCUGGAGGAGGUGGCGGCGGAGCGGUCAUCGCUGUCCGCCCGGCUGAACGAGGCGUUUGGGGUGGUGGCCAAGUUGAAGGAGGAGCGGCGCGCGCGGGAGCAGGAGCUGCAGGCUAGCGCCGAGGCUCACAGCCGGCGUGCGGAGGAGCUCGCGGACAAGGAGGUGCAGCUGAGCCAGACCCUCCAGAUGCUGGCUGGGGAUACCAAUGAGCUGCGGCACGUGAGCCAGGGACUGACCGGCAUUGCAGACAGG
Messenger RNA from Astrephomene gubernaculifera, 727 nucleotides. Lineage: Eukaryota; Viridiplantae; Chlorophyta; Chlorophyceae; Chlamydomonadales; Astrephomenaceae. The record is from the annotation of a GenBank genome assembly.